Caenorhabditis briggsae is the source of this 1941-nucleotide messenger RNA. RefSeq names its product Protein CBR-TWK-13 (gene Cbr-twk-13). Lineage: Eukaryota; Metazoa; Nematoda; Chromadorea; Rhabditida; Rhabditidae. Gene Ontology annotation, molecular function: potassium ion leak channel activity. The transcript is spliced from 14 exons. The coding region runs from base 1 to 1941 and encodes 646 amino acids. Gene Ontology annotation, biological process: stabilization of membrane potential; potassium ion transmembrane transport. The record is from RefSeq and is a predicted model, not a curated record. Gene Ontology annotation, cellular component: membrane.
AUGUUCGCACGCGCCAAGUUCGCCCAUCACAUCUAUCGGCGAGUGAAACCGUGCUUCCGUGGCAUGUUGAAUCCAAUGUAUAUGAAGCAUCGGGCGUCGACACCCAAUCCACAAGUGUCAUGUCAGCCAUCAACGUCAUCUUUUCAACGACACCAUCGCCCUUCGUCACCUGGGAUUUCCCUAGGCCCUCCUUCAUCCCCACCAUCUCUCUAUAACCUACAACAAAUUGCUUCAGCAACUGCGGUAGAUCAGCAGAAUAAUAACGAUGUUGAAGAACUCAGUGCGGAACGGCUAAAUCUCUACUUGGAUAAACAGGAAGGUGAAAUCGAAAAUCUAGAUGAGGAGAUCGAUGAGUCGACGGAGAAGAAAUGGUGGUUGAGAACAAAAAGGUGGUUUCGUCUGGCACUUCCUCACUUUGGACUCGUACUUCUGUCGAUUGGGUACACACUGAUUGGAGCGUUUUGUUUUCAUCAUUACGAAAAACCGUACGAACAGCAGCUUCGAAAUGAAACAUCCCUCAGGAUAGGAGCCCUUAAAAAUCGAGUGAUGGACCAAUUGUGGAGGAUGAGCAAUAACGGAACGGCAUACUCAACGUGGAGGCAGACUGCAAAUGAUGGAAUGGAUGAACUGAUUCGAGACGUCUUCUGGGAUUAUACAAGGAAUUACAUGACACCUGAUGAUGUGAUAUAUGGAGAUGGUCCAAUCAAAUGGUCUUUCAUGUCGAGUAUUUUCUUUUCAUGGACAGCCAUCACAACGAUAGGAUACGGUCACAUUGUACCAAGAACAGAUGAAGGUCGUGUCGCAAUCAUCUUCUAUGCCCUUCUCGGUAUUCCUCUGAUUCUCGUCACCAUUGCUGAUAUCGGUCGAUUUCUUGCCACUUACAUCAUCAAAUUGCACCACGGCUACAUGGCAGUCAUGUCUUUUAUCACGAAUUCAUGUUUGAAGUGUAUCAAAUGGGCGUGUUGUUGGAUACGACUACCCCGUCGUCACAUUCCAAUGCCAACUUUAGAACUGUUGCAAAGGACACAGAAGCUGUAUCCGAAUAAUAAUCCGACGGUGGCUGCGACAGCGGCAAGUGCCGGUGGUGGUACUGGAAGAAAGAAGAAACAACAAAGAGAUAAUGUCAGUGAUGCUGGCACUUUUGAUAAUAUCAGUGAAAUCAACGAUGGAAGCGAAGGCGGUGAGAAUGAGAAUGAGGGGGAGGAGGAAGAACAAGUGCAGUUUGAUCCGUCGAAUCAUGAAAAACGAGUAUCCGUUCUAUUCAUUCUACUUAUUAUGCUGGGUUACGUUGCGGGUGGUGCUUAUAUGGUUCGUUGGUGGGAGGAAUGGACGUUUUUCGAAGCGUUCUACUUCUGUUUUGUUACGGUUACAACUAUCGGGUUCGGUGACAUAGUGCCUGCGAAUGUAGACUGGUUACCAGCAACACUUGCCUACAUUGUUUUUGGACUUAUCAUCACAACAAUGUGUAUCGAUCUUGUUGGUAGUGAGUACAUCCGAGAUAUCCACUUCUACGGUCGAAGCCUUGGUCGUCAGUUCAUGACAAUUGGUGGAAAAGUUGUCCAUCUUGGAGAAGUGUUUGGAUACGUGGCAUUCCUCCAAAAGAACUACGGAUUGACAGCUGAACAACUGACGAAACUGUCACAACUGCCAGAAGAAUAUCUGCUCGAUUGUCUGAUAAACGGAAGGCAGCCUGACUUGAACUGGAUUGGAGGAAGGCCGUAUGUACCGCCCGAUAUUUAUUACUUCAAGUGGAUUGAACAUCCAAGGACACUUUCAUUCGCUUCCGAUCGUGUACUUCAGAGCAUGGAAAGUCUAGAUUUGAACACCAGCAGAUGCUCCACCGCCCGAACGUUGACUCCUCGUGAAUACUAUCAGAAGAUUCUCUUCCAAUAUUGCAAACAACUUCAACCAGAAGAGCCGAUCGCCGACAUCGAUAAUUGA